AUGAACAUUCACUUUUCUGCUACCAUGCAUCUGUGGAAACAGAUUUUGCUUAGUGCCCUUCCAUCUGCGCUGCCGUCGGCUCUGGGACAAAAUGUCAUUGAUCUGAGUGGCGAUGGCUGGACUGUUAGUAGUAGCGCGCUCAAUAUCAGCGUCCCUGGUCAUGUUCCGUCCCACGCGCAUUUGGACCUUUUGGCGGCGGGGGUUAUAGAUGAUCCAUACCACGGUCUGAACGAUUUCAACUUGCGGUGGAUUGCAAACAACAACUGGACAUAUACAAGCAAACCGAUUCAGGGAUUAUCAAACGAUGCGAAAGCUUCCUGGCUUGUUUUCAAUGGCCUCGACACUUUCACGACGAUCGAAUUCUGCGGGCAACAGAUAGCCACUACUGACAACCAGUUUCGACAAUAUACUUUUGACAUCUCGGAUGCUUUGAACAACUGCAAAGAAUCUCCGACCGUGUCUCUCAAUUUCGGGAGCUGUCCCAACAUUGCAAAUGCGAUUGCUGCCGAUCCAAACUCACAAAAAUGGCCACCCGGCAUUCAAGGUGUUUUCGAACUGCCAAAUCGCGAGUAUAUUCGCAAAGAACAAUCCGAUUUUGGAUGGGAUUGGGGCCCAGCGUUGUCGCCUGUUGGUCCGUGGCAGAAGGUCUACUUGAUUCAAUCCGAGUCCGAGACAAGUGCAUAUGUUUUAAACACCGGUUUUGACAUUUACCGAAAGGGCCAAAUCAAUCACAUUGCGCCUGAUCAGAGCCAGCCUUGGGUUGUUAAUGCGAGUAUCGAUUUUGUCGGCUCUCUCCCCGAAAGACCGUCCAUGGAUAUUGAAAUCAAGGAUAUCAAUUCUGGAGAAAUUCUCAAGUCCGGAACCCUCGACAAUGUAACUGUGGUUGGUCAAGCCAUCACAGGCCAAACGAUGGUCGAUGCAGAAGCACCUCGUCUCUGGUGGCCGACAGGAAUGGGGAACCAAAGCCUGUAUAACGUGACAGUGACAAUUCGAAACAAUGAACAGCACAUAGCGAGCGUUACCAAGCGUACCGGGUUCCGUACAAUUUUCCUCAAUCGAUCAAAUAUCACCGAGGAGCAAAUAUCCCGGGGUAUAGCACCAGGGGCAAAUUGGCACUUCGAAGUGAACGGUCGGGAAUUCUACGCGAAAGGUUCCAACAUUAUUCCACCGGAUGCCUUCUGGCCACGAGUCACCGAGGCCAAGAUGAAACGAUUGUUUGAUGCAGUUGUGGCUGGAAAUCAGAAUAUGCUCCGAGUCUGGUCCUCCAGCAUUUACCUUCCGGACUUUAUGUACGAUCUUGCUGACGAGCGAGGUGUGUUGCUUUGGAGCGAGUUCCAAUUUAGUGAUGCACUGUAUCCGACGGAUCAGCCAUUCCUUGAUAAUGUCGCUGCAGAAGUUGUCUAUAAUGUGAGAAGGGUCAAUCAUCAUCCAUCCCUGGCCUUGUGGGCAGGUGGAAAUGAGAUUGAAAGUUUGGAAUUGCCAACUGCGAAGAAGAAGGCGCCUGAUUCUUACGAUUUCUUGGUUGGUGAUUAUGAGCAUUUGUUCAUUACCCUGAUUCUACCUCUGGUCUAUGAGAAUUCGCGAUCAAUCUCAUACAUGCCCAGCAGUACGAACAAUGGCUUCUUGAAGGUGGAUCUUUCUGCCCCCGUUCCAAUGGUCGAACGAUACGACAACGGCACGGAUCAAGAAGGAUAUUAUUACGGGGAUACUGAUUACUACAAUUACGACAGCAGUGUGGCAUUCGACUUCGAAGGAUAUCCCGUUGGUCGUUUCGCAAACGAGUUCGGCUACCAUAGUAUGCCCAGUCUACAAACCUGGUGGCAAGCAGUGGACGAAGAAGACCUUCAUUUCAACAGUAGCACCAUUGUCCUUCGAAACCAUCACUAUCCUUCCAACGGCCCCGAUACCCACAACUUCAAAAACGCAUCUAUGGGCAUGGCCGAGAUGACCCUCGCAGUUGAACGAUACUACCCAAUUCCGAACAAGGACGAUUCGAUCGCGAAUUUUAGCGCAUGGUGCCAUGCGACACAGCUUUUCCAAGCAGACAUGUACAAAUCUGAAAUCCAAUUCUACCGUCGUGGCAGUGGGAUGCCAGAGCGCCAACUCGGAUCUCUGUACUGGCAACUGGAAGAUAUCUGGCAAGCGCCAACGUGGGCAGGCAUUGAGUAUGAUGGUCGCUGGAAAGUUCUGCACUACGCAGCACGCGACAUAUAUCAACCCAUCAUUGUCUCGCCAUUUUGGAACUCGUCGACGGGUGACCUCUCAGUCUACGUGACCUCUGAUCUUUGGGAGACUGCGCACGGGAAUGUGAGCUUCAAGUGGACAGAUCUCUCCGGGAAGCCGAUUCCCAACAAUGCAGGUACACCAGAGACUGAAAGCUUCUCGGUCGGUGCACUGAACACUACUUGCAUCUUUGACACCAAUAUCGCGAAGAUCUCCCUCCCCAGCGUCAAAAAUGCCGUACUCAUUAUCGAAUUGACUGCUCAAGGUCACCUCCCAAAUCAAGAGAAUGGAUCCUUGACUACACUCACUCACAGGAAUUACUUUACGCCCUCCUAUCCCAAGGACCUGGAGCUUAAAGAUCCCGAACUGCAAUUAUCCCAUGACGCCGAAUCUGAUACGUUCACAGUCGAGGCUAAGAGUGCCAUGUCACUGUAUACAUGGCUUGACUACCCUGCCGGGGUAGUAGGCUAUUUCGAGGACAACUCGUUUACAUUGGCGCCCGGGGAGAAGCGCACUCUUCGGUUUGUUGUGCAGAAAGAUGAGACUGGGGGACGAUGGGUUGAUGACGUCACCGUGCGAAGUCUGUGGGAUCAAACUACCAGCUGA
Messenger RNA from Penicillium salamii, 2829 nucleotides. NCBI's taxonomy places the organism in Eukaryota, Fungi, Ascomycota, Eurotiomycetes, Eurotiales, Aspergillaceae. The record is from the annotation of a GenBank genome assembly.